AUGGCAUCAAUUGCUACUGUGCUGGAAAAUAACUCCAGCAUCACUCAUCGAUAUGGAUCAGACCUGGUCGCUGUUUUUGUCGGCGGAACCAGCGGAAUAGGAGAAUCGACAGCUUGCGCAUUCAUCCGCAACACAAAUGCCUCUCGUGCUUACCUCGUCGGGCGAGAUCAGGCAAGAGCAACGCAGAUAAUCGAAGAAAUGCGCCAGAUAAAUCCGGACUCACAAAUCGAUUUUAUCAAGUCUGACGUCUCUCUAUUCCGCGAAGUAGAUAACGCGUGCAAAGCCAUCCAACAGAAGGAGGAUAAAGUGAAUAUCCUAUUCCUGAGCCCAGGGGUAGGAACGACGAAGGGCCGUGAUGAAACCGACGAAGGGCUCGACAGAAAACUCAACCUCCACUAUUAUUCCCGGAUGCGAUUCGUGACCAAUCUCCUCCCGCAGCUUAUCAAGGCCGGUGACAUGAGCAACAAACCCGGAAACUCCAAACCGUGUCUAUCGCGCGUAGUCUCGCAUUUGGCUGCUGCGUACCCGCAGAUCUCGUUCAUUCAUUCCUUUCCCGGGGUGGUGAGGACGCGUCUUGGGCGGGACUUUGGGGCCGUUACCAAAUAUGCUCUUGAUGCUUUGAUGGUUCUUGCCAGGCCUUGGGAAAUUCCAUUGGAUGAAAGUGGAGAGAGACAUUUGUUUGCGGCAACGAGUCUACGGUUCCCGCCUCGGUUGUAUAAAGAUGGUGUGCUUGAUGCUGCGGAAGGUUCUGAUGGUUGUAUGGGUAGUGGGUUUUAUCGACUAGGUUCCACUGGGUCGACAUAUAGAUCCAGCAAGAUCAUGGGACAGUAUCGUGUGGAGGGGGUAAGAGGUUCGAUCUGGAAGCAUACGCUGGAUGUGUUUGCUAUGGUCCGUGGUGCACAGGUCGAGCUAUGA
Aspergillus sclerotioniger CBS 115572 is the source of this 915-nucleotide messenger RNA. RefSeq names its product short-chain dehydrogenase/reductase. NCBI's taxonomy places the organism in Eukaryota, Fungi, Ascomycota, Eurotiomycetes, Eurotiales, Aspergillaceae. The record is from RefSeq and is a predicted model, not a curated record. Bases 1 to 915 code for a protein of 304 amino acids. Gene Ontology annotation, biological process: secondary metabolic process. The transcript has 4 exons.